AUCAGAAGCCUGAAGCAUUCGCCAACCCGGAAACGCAGCGACACAACAAAAAUUGCCGGGAAACGACUUUUGCCUGCGCUUAUGUUGACAUCAUUUAACAGCAUAAGAGUUCCCCCAAAGUUAAACACAUAUUUUGUGUACAUUAAGAAAACGCAAACAUGGAUGAAUAUGACGAAAUGUUUGAAAUUGAGGACAACUUCGACGAGCAGUUCGCCGACGAGCUCGAUGCGUUGGCCCAGUUAGAAGAAUCCUCCAGUGGUGCAAAGCGACAGAGGCAGAGUGCAAAUGACGCUUCCUACAUAGAGCAGCCCAUCACUCCAACUGCAAAGCGUCAAAAAAAGGACACCGAUGUGGUAAAACGUCUUUUUACCUCUGCCCAGGGUGAUGACAUCACACCGCCUUCUUCUCCAGAAAACUAUGAUCCAAUUCACGCUGUCAGGUCUUCUUCAGCUGCUUCUUUGGAUAUUAGCGGCCUUGCAGCAAUAUCAGAGUCUCCUAGGGAGUCUGCUACGUCGGAGACAAGAUCACAUGCGCUGAGAAGACCCCCACUAGAAGGCGACUAUAUCACCGUCACCGACUCAUCGGGAAAUCGCGUCUACCUCCGCCAAAAGGACACUGAAGCAGAAAAGGUGGCAGAUAGCAGAAUGGUACCUGACUUCCAGGGUUCUUUGGGGUUGCUCGCUGUGCCAGUAGGUGUGCUGAGAGAGCAAGAGGCAGAACGGCGCCACGAGGAGUCACAGCGUCUUGCAGACGUGCUGAACAGCAGUGUGAACGAUGUCCUGGUUGAGGCUGAAAUGAGAGAGGAGGAAGAAGAGGGCGAUACAGAGGACCCUGAAGGUCGAACCUUUCGACUUUGGGUUGAUAGAUUUUCUCCCCGGCACUACACCGAGCUGCUCAGUGAUGAGUUUACCAAUCGUUGUCUGCUGAAGUGGCUGAAGCUGUGGGACACUGUGGUUUUCGGAAAAGAGAGAGUUCCACGCCCGGCACGGCCUGACAGACAAGCCCCUAUGCAAACCUCAUUCCAACUUAAUCAAGCCAAUCACAAUCCAAAUCGCUUCAAGAGCAAGAUGGAGUUGACUGAGGAGAUACUGGAGGCCGAAUUGGACCCAUACAAGAGGCCGAAAUUUAAGGUGGCAUUGUUGUCUGGUCCUCCAGGUUUGGGGAAAACCACCUUGGCGCAUGUUAUUGCAAAGCACGCUGGUUACAAUGUAGUGGAAAUCAACGCCAGUGACGAUCGCAGUGCCGAGGUCUUCCAGAAACGCAUCGACACGGCCACACAAAUGAAAUCCGUUUUAGGAGCCAACGAGAAACCAAACUGCCUCAUUAUUGACGAAAUCGACGGCGCCCCAGCAGCUGCCAUCAACAUUCUUCUCGCGACCAUAAACAGGAAAGAAGGACAGACCGGCGAGUCCGGAGCAGAUUCUACAAAGAAGAAGAAAAAGAAGGAACCCAUUCUCCUGCGACCAAUUAUAUGCAUCUGUAACGACCUUUAUGUUCCAGCUCUUAGACCACUGAGGCAGCAGGCUUUCCUCCUGACGUUCCCCCAGACUCAGCCCUCACGUCUGGCCCAGAGACUGGCAGAGAUCUCACUCCAUCAGGGGAUGAAGGCAGACACGGGCUCGCUGAUGUUACUGUGUGAGAAAACAGAUAAUGAUAUCAGGUCUUGCAUCAACACGCUCCAGUUCCUUUUCGGGCGAGGCCACAAGCAACUUAACACUAGGACCAUCCAGUGUGUAUCUGUAGGGCAGAAGGACCAAAACAAAGGAUUGUUCCAUCUAUGGCAAGAGAUCUUCCAGUUACCACGUACAAAACGGAAACGUAUUGGUGAGAGGUUUGAGGAAGUUCCUGGAUUGGGGGCUGGCGGACAAAGGUUCCAGCAUAUCCUUGAAUUGGCUUCAUCUAGUGGAGAGUAUGAAAAGGUUUCCCAGGGUCUAUACGAUAAUUAUCUCUCAAUGAGGGUGCGAGACCCCAACCUUCAGAGUGUGUGCGACGCUCUGGACUGGAUGGGAUUUUCUGACCGACUCAACCAAGUCAUCAUGCACGGGCAGAACUUUACCCUCAUGAAGUACCUGCCCUUCCUGUCUGUCGCUUACCAUUUCCUGUUCGCACACCCACACGUGCCACGUAUCAGCUAUCCACACAGCCACCACGAGGCGACCACUCAUCUCCAGACCAGCCGGAAUGCUCUCUCUACUAUGUUGUCCGACAUUCCAGCCGGCAUCAGAAGCAGGAUCAGCCAUCUUAACCUCACCUUGGAUGUUCUCACACUGCUCCUCGAUAUCAUUUGUCCCAAAUUAAGACCCGUGAACCCGCAGUUGUUUAGUCGCAGAGAGAAGGAGCAGAUGGGCGAGCUGAUCGACACCAUGUUGGCGUAUAACCUCUCAUACCGGCAGGACCGCACGCCUGAGGGACAGUACACGUACAUCCUGGAACCACGUGUGGAGGAGGUAGUAAAAUUCUCCGGCCUGCCCCCACGUCGCCAAUUGACCUAUCAGGCCAAACAAACCAUCAGCAGAGAGAUGGAGCAGGAGAAAAUGAGGAGGGCAGAGCAACUCAUAUUACAGCGGAAUCCCACAGUGAAAGAGGCAGAGAAGGUGAACGCUGCUCCCAAACCAAAAAGGAACCAUCAUCAGAGAUUGGAAAAUAUUGUCAAACACGCCACAGUGGAGCCCAGGCAAGAGGUGGACUUUUUCGGCCGCCCAGUUGCACCCAAACAGACGCCGGCAAAGCCAUCCUCUGACACAGGCCAGAAGUGCGCCGUGCUCGCCAUGGGGAAGGCAGUGGGCAACAGCGACGUGUGGUUCCGCUUCAACGAAGGCAUGUCCAACGCUGUGCGGCGGAACGUUUACAUCCGGGAACUCCUUUAACCCCACCUACGACCACCAAAGCAAGGAAAAAAACCAACCUAUUCGGUUCUGUUAAAUUCUAAACAGUCUUUAUUUUUGAUUGACAGUGUAAACAAACAUCUAAAAAGCUACUCGGUGCUGUUCACAUACAUACACACACACUGCAGUCUUAAAAUAAGAGCGUUCAAAGUGUUCAAAUAAAUAAAUAGUCAUAGCAGUAGCGCGCAUGUGUGUGUGCCUGUGUGGUUCUAGUGCAGCGUAACUGAGUGCACAUUGUUGUUGGUGCAUCCGUGCAAUAACUGUGGAGUUACAGUAUGUUGGAAUGGGAGUGUGAUCAUCAGAGGAUCACACACUUGCCCUUCUCCACCCAGGGAUUGGCUCGCAUCAGCUCAGGGUUCAGGAAAGGAUCCUCGCAUACGCAGCUCUCGAUCCACUUCACAAGCCUGCAGGAAAAACACACUUUAGUCAGAGCAAGCUUCAUCAUAGACAACAAGGUGAGCUGUACUAAAUGAUUCAUAGAGUAUUGCUGUGGUAGUUAGAAUAAGUACCGUAUUUUUCGGACUAUACUGAAUUUAAGUCGCACCAGCCAAAAAAUGUGCAAUGAAAAGGAAAAAAAACAUAUAAGUUGCAUCGGAGUAUAAGUAGCAUUUUUCGGGGGAAAUUUAUUUGAUAGAAUCCAGCACCAAGAACAGACAUGUCAUCUUGAAAGGCAAUUUAAAAUACAAUAGAAAACAACAGGCUGAAGGUGUACAGUAUGCUAACAUUACAUGAUGCUCGAAGUUAGAUCGGGCCUAAAAAAUCCAGCCCAAUCCAACCGGCCCGCGGGUAUUAAAGCCCGAAGCGACUUGAUUUGCUUGCCCGGGCCCGACCCCCCGAAAUUUUGUUUUAUUUGUGAAGACUCAGGAGAAGGAGGAAAUGCAGGGAUGCGAUGCGUGGUUGCGUUUUCUGUGAUCACGUUUCUGACUAUGAAGUGUAUAUAUCCAUAAUGAUAACAAAGUAAAGCCAGUCUUUUGUAACGAUUUCUCCCAGUUAAACAAGACUGUAAGAUGGAUAUUAAAUCAAUAUUUAUAUCUUUUAAUUUUGCAUAUCUGUUCUAACAGGCAGAUAGUGGAUUUGACAUUUUAAUCUCGAGUUGGUAGAAAAAAAACGUUUUCUCAAUGUUUAAAUAGUCUGCAUAUUUUUAUGAUCAUUAUAAAUGCAUUUACACAACGAAAUAACGCUGGAAAAGUUUGUUAAAUGUAUUUCUCGUAUGAGACCAAAGCGCCACAUUCAUUUACAUUCAGCGAAGCCGACACAGGUUUCCGUAUAGCACCUUCAACAAUCUAUUUGAAUCCUUUCCAUAUCCCACUCCUACCGCAGUUGUUUGCUUUUCAAUUCCCCUGUCAUUAGUUUGUUUUUCACUCCUAUAGCUGCUCUAUAUCGAAAAGGAUGCUCGCGGAGGGUGCCGCAGGGCGCUGGGGGGAAGAUUGAAAAGAGAGCCACUGCGUUCACGGGCGCAGGCAUGCAUAGCGCCUUCUCUGUUUUAUCCAAAUUAUUUUAUUUAACAUCCAUACAUCGUUUUAGUAUAA
Messenger RNA from Corythoichthys intestinalis (scribbled pipefish), 4414 nucleotides. RefSeq names its product CTF18, chromosome transmission fidelity factor 18 homolog (S. cerevisiae) (gene chtf18). The transcript has 22 exons. The record is from RefSeq and is a predicted model, not a curated record. Gene Ontology annotation, molecular function: ATP binding; ATP hydrolysis activity. NCBI's taxonomy places the organism in Eukaryota, Metazoa, Chordata, Actinopteri, Syngnathiformes, Syngnathidae. Bases 159 to 2867 code for a protein of 902 amino acids.